Messenger RNA from Eimeria acervulina, 1815 nucleotides. Its product is annotated as kelch motif domain-containing protein, putative. Lineage: Eukaryota; Apicomplexa; Conoidasida; Eucoccidiorida; Eimeriidae. Gene Ontology annotation, molecular function: protein binding. Bases 1 to 1815 code for a protein of 604 amino acids. The record is from RefSeq and is a predicted model, not a curated record. The transcript is spliced from 6 exons.
AUGAGCGAUAUAUCGGAUUUCAGUGAAUCUGAAUUGGAUAGACCCCAGACGCCUAAAUCACCUCCACCUCGUCAAAAGGGGAGGCUGGGGGGUGGUGCUGGUGCACCAAAAGCAGCAGGUCCAGCAGCAGCAGCAGCAGCAGCAGCAGCCGCAGCAGCAGCAGAUGGAGAUAGCAAGAAGAAGGGUAGUGGAUCUUCUGCAUCGGAUGAACAUAAGAGCAGCAGCAGCAGCAGCAGCAGCAACAGCAGCAGCAAGAAAGACCAGCAGCAAGCACCAAAGAAAGCAGCACCACGUAGUCAACGCUCUUUAGAGAGAGCCCGAGGCGUUCUUUCUCCUCCAGACUUUUUCAUAUCUAAAGUUGUUCAUGAUUGUCAGUGCUUCACUCCUAGACUCGGACAUUGUGUGCUCGAGGCUAGAGGUAUUAUAUAUAUCUUUGGCGGUGAAGAUGAAGAAAAGGUUGCUACAUCAACUCUCAUCAAAUUCGAGCCCAAUGCUAACAGCUUUGAAUUGGUGGAGACGAACGGCGAAAUGCCGGCGCCUCGUCGCUGUUCAUCGUUAACACUGUGGAGGACAGCAGCAGAAGCAGCAGAAGGCUCAUCAGCAGCAGCAGCAGGAGGAGCAGCAGCAGCAGCAGAAGGAGACGGUUUAUCUCUGCUGCUGUUUGGCGGUGUCGGAGGAGAAGCUAAUGAAGUGCUAGCCGACCCUUGGGCGUUCGACUUAAAAACAAGAGCCUGGAAACCGUUCAAGUCUUCUAAUACACCUCCUGCACGACAUUCUCAUGCUGCGGUGUAUGUGCAGCAGCAAAAUAAACUGCUCAUUUUUGGGGGGCAAGGAGAAGACGGACGAUUAUUAAAAGAUGCUUAUGUACUCGAGAAAAACACCUGGAAGGCAUUAUCAAGUGCAUCAGAAGACUUAGCGCCGAGUGCUCGAUGCUGUCACUCGGGUUCUUAUUGCGAGAUAGAGGGCCGCAGCUAUGUAGCUGUCUUCGGAGGAGAUAUAUCGGGCACGGGCAAAGGAGAGAAUGACUUGUGGCUCUAUGAUAUUAAUCAAGACGCCUGGGACAUCGUAGAUCAAUUCGCCGGAGAACCCCCUGCACCCAGAUGGAAACACGCAGCGGCUUUCUUUGAUAAUCGCCUUUGGAUUAUUGGAGGCACUUAUGCCGGCUGGUUUAAAAACUACGUCAUGUCAGAUUUUUAUGUGUUUGACUUCGGCGCAAAAGUUUGGUUCCGGUGCGACGUAAAUCCUGACGACUUGGGCUGUCACACCGACGUCGGCAGUCUCACUGUUCUACCUGCUAACAGAGCUAUCUUCAUCUUCGGAGGUGCAGAUCAAAGAGGCUAUCCUUGUGCAGAUGUGUACCGACUUGCACCGGUUUGUACGACAGUUUCUUUGAGCGGUUUAAGUCAAGAAAUGCACAAAACAAUUAAAGAAGUUAGUUGUAUGAGAACAGAUGUAAAUCUAUCUUUAAAGGAGGCAUCAUCAGUUAAAGAAACAAUAAAACAGCUUCAAGAGAAUAUUCAAAGUACCAGUACAAAGAUAGAUGAUGUAUCUGCUGCUGCUGCUGCUGCAACAGCUAAACUUAAUCAAAUUGCUGCUGCAGCACAGCAGCUUGAGGCGAACUUAAAGAAAACACAAGACCAAAUGCAGAAGAUGCACGAAACUGUUGAUAAUAUAACUCUCCUAGAAAAAAAAUUCUCUACUAUGGAGCAAACAAUUCAAGAAGCUCUCUCUAAACUAGAGAAGAAGGCUGACAUAAGCAGUUUAAGAGCAGUUGCUGCUAAAGUAGGCAGCAUACCGGAUGAAGAAGAAGAAUAA